Molecule: messenger RNA, 2049 nt
Organism: Penicillium nucicola
Lineage: Eukaryota; Fungi; Ascomycota; Eurotiomycetes; Eurotiales; Aspergillaceae
Product: RsfS/YbeB/iojap family protein
Exons: 1
Coding region: 1-2049 (682 amino acids)
Biological process (GO): mRNA stabilization; mitochondrial proton-transporting ATP synthase complex assembly; mitochondrial gene expression
Cellular component (GO): mitochondrion
Source: RefSeq, a predicted model, not a curated record
AUGAGUAGAGCUCUUUUACGAGGGGCUGUAUGCCAAUCAUGCCGCCACGAGGUGCUACGGUCUUUUGUCUCCGUCUCCGGCGUUAGACUGCCGCGAUACUCUCUUCCUCUUCGUUCGAUCCCUAACCCUAAAGCUUUCUCCGCGCUAAGCUCACUGCGAUCCGAUCGUCCUCCAACUGCGCAUCAGCUUGAUGCCCAUCUAGCUGAAUCAGAAGAAACACCGGCCCCGACCGAAAGCAGUGCGCCGGCCUCAUCACAGCAUGUUCCUUGGUAUCUGCAGGAGGAGACGCCGGUCGAGGACCGUCCGUUGGCCGAAGCCCAUCUUCCCGAUAUCCCAGAAGACUCCCCAGAGAUGCUGUCCACUCUUUUGGAAUAUACCUACAAAGACCUUGGUCUCGAUGGUCUCAAGCUAUAUGACCUACGCGGCCUCGAAAUUCCCGCGGCCCUCGGUGCCAAUGUGAUCAUGAUAGUUGGAACUGCUCGUAGUGUGAAGCACUUGAAUGUUUCUGCUGAUCGCCUCUGCCGCUGGCUACGAAGCCAAUACAAACUGUCCCCAUACGCUGAUGGAUUGCUUGGACGCAACGAGCUGAAGAUCAAACUCCGCCGCAAAGCCAAACGAGCGCGCGCUGCCGCCGCCGCAGGCGCAAUGAUCGACGAAAAGGACGAUGGGAUCACCACCGGUUGGAUCUGUGUUAACGCCGGAGUGGUAGACAAAGAUUCUAUCUCUAAGACACAGCUUAGCGAUGCUGGCUUUGAAGGAUUUGGCAGUAUCGAGCUUGGGACCAACGUAGUUGUCCAGAUCUUCACGGAGGAGAAGCGUGCCGAUGUUGAUCUAGAUGGUCUCUGGGAAGCUACUUUGGCCCGCGAAGUUCGAAAGAACGUUCAAGUGAACAAUUCUUCCAAGCCUAGCUCUGCACUUCCCCGGUCCAUGUCCGAUGGUUUCGGAUCCUCUCCCAACCAAAAAAGAAGCUUUCAUACCAUGCGACGACUGAGAUUUCCCGAAAUGAGCUCUAUUGAGUCUGACCUAGGAGCUGCUUUUCCAAUCAUGGGAGCUUCACCAACCGCCCGCAAUGCAGAAGCUGUUGCAUCCCAAAUGACACCGGCGUCUUUGCUCCAGACCCUCAGCGAGCUCCCAGCUGAAAAUGCUCGAAGCGAGCUUGGAAGUGGCCCAGGCGAUCACACUUCCACCCUUUUUCUAAGGCUGUUUUAUAACAAUCACGCUUCCAAAAGCUCCGCCCAGGAGAAGGCUAUCCUUCGAUUAAAGUUGCUGUCAAUUGCAGUGUCUCGACAGCACCCGGCUUACAGUAAAGAUUCCCUGUUCAGUGCCUUUUCUGAUUUUCUUCAGAAUGGCCAUGAUCUGCCGGACGACAUUGGAUUUGAUGUGGUCUCUGCCUUACUGGCCCCGAAACCACUCGGUACGAGCCCCGGGGAACUUGCAUCUGAUCUUCCCGAGAGUGAUAUGGAGCUUGCCUUGAAUGUACUGGAUCGUCUCAGCCUACGCGGCGUUCCGAUCCUUAACAUGAGAAUGUUCAACAUCCUCUACCAGACGGUCGUCACACCAAGUGUAUUGCCUGAGGAAGGAGCUUCACAGCCAUCGUCUACUACUCAGCGGACUGAGUCCCAGGAACGAAUUCUGUCUCGGUUGACCAAGAUUGUCGCGGCCGCCAAUGUUCCAUUCGAUGCAAGCGAAGCUCGCAAGCUCAUGGUCACGCUUUUCAAAUGCGGAGACCACGAUGGUUUCUGGCGAUUGUGGAACCAGUUUCCCCUGAAAAACCUCAGUCGUACACAAGACGAUUACGUUCAGCUGUUCCAGCUGCACGCCGACCUGGGCGAUGAACGACGAGCCCGCAUGUGCCUCUCUCUUGCCAUCCCGCUGCUGACCGAGGAAUCUCCUGCCAUCGAACUUCAAGGCCUAAUUGUUCCCGCCAUCAUGCAUUGCAUCUUGGUCGCCGACCCAGUGAUUCACGAGCGUGAGCAUGAAGAUGGGCCUCAGAGUUUCUAUAUGCCCCUAUGGACUAAUUGUCAAGAGGCCCUUGCCCUCGAAGCCUGA